Molecule: messenger RNA, 2367 nt
Organism: Lingula anatina
Lineage: Eukaryota; Metazoa; Brachiopoda; Lingulata; Lingulida; Lingulidae
Product: putative G protein-coupled receptor Mth-like 1
Biological process (GO): cell surface receptor signaling pathway; G protein-coupled receptor signaling pathway
Cellular component (GO): membrane
Molecular function (GO): G protein-coupled receptor activity
Source: RefSeq, a predicted model, not a curated record
UGUUGAUUAAAUCAUAACAUUAAGAACAUUUUACAAAGAAUUUGAUCUUCAUUUUUUUUCUUUAUGAAAUCCAAAGGGCACUACAUGUAAUGUGCUUAGAUACCCAUUACUGCAUCGAAAGAGUAUUCUAAUGUUCCAAUAAAUAAUUAAUUGAUUAAUAUGUUUUCCAUCAGGAGUGCUUCCCUACAGAGGCUCUCACCAGUUCACCUCUAUCUGGGUCACAGAGAGACUGUUCUCUAUAUAUAUAUUCAGAUAUAUAUAUAUUUUUUUCUCUGGCUAUUUGCUAGGUGCAUGUUUACUAUCUACCUCUAAUAUGUUAGCUGUUACUAAUUUAUAUAUUAUGUCUUUUAUACAAUUUUGUAACAGCUUGAACAUCUGUGGGAGAGAAUAUACUAGUUGUUUACAUUUUUGUACUGUGAGAGCAAGGGAAACAUGAUUAGAUAACUGAAGAAAAUGUAUGUUAGACUUUCUCAUGACCAACAUACUCCUAAUUUGUGAGCAAAGAAUGCAGCUUGUGAAGCUGAGACAUACAUGUAAGACUGUAUAUGUACGGAAGUUACCUUAAAAAUAACUCAAUUGCUGAAGAAGUUUCUUAAAUGAUGAGGCAUGGCUCUAAGAGAGCAUGCCUCCACACUCCACUCAGAAAUUUCACUCCACCUCAACUGAGUCCAUUAAAAUAACCACUGGCCUGGUAGUCAAGGCCAUGUAACAUAUUUAUUUCACAAUAAGGGAAAGCGCUAUCUUGUUCUAAAUUGGUCUCAGGUGAAUAAAGUAUAUUUUCAUACAGUAACUGUAAGAGGUGCCUUCAACAUGAUUUAUUUGACAAUGACAUGUUCAAAUGACCAAUUGCUAGCUUGUGCUACCUGUACCUGUGAAUGACAAAUUCAAAAGAUUCAUGGUCUACAGGAAUUAAGUGGCAUUAUCAUUCAUGAGUGCUGACAGGGUAAAGAGGAGUCUUAGUGAUAUUAACAUAUGAAGAGGAAACUUCUCCUUAAAAGUCUGCUGCUCAGACCUUAUUUUAGUAAUGUUCCAGUGUGUACAGCCAUAAACCCAGAAUCCUAGGCAUCAAAGAUGUAGGCUUUUACAGACCGUAGUUAAAAUAACAAAGCCCAGAGAAAACUGCUGACAACACAUGCCUCGAGGAUCAAGACUUCAGUAAGAAGACAUAUGGGUGUGGAUUUGAUAUGUACAGUAAAGAGAUGGGCUAACAACAUGUACAAUACUAUUUUUUAUCUCCUUUCAAGAUGAACAAGAUGUCACUCAACCUGUCUGAAUAUGGGGGACACGGUGACAUGUUAACUGGUGACAACAUCACUAAUGACAGCAGCCCGAGCCCAGUCCGUGCCUGGGACAUUCCAUGGGACAGUCCUGCAGGGAUAGCCUUGAUAGUGGCACUCUCCAUAUCAGUUUGCUGCCUCAUGGUGCGGAUCAUUCUCCAACCAUUUGUUAAAGUGUAUCACACUCUUCCUGGGAAAAUUCACUUUUGUUUGGUGGUUGCUCAAUGUUUAGUGAAGGUUACAUUUAGCAUGAGGCCUCUUUUUCUAGGAAAUCCUGUUCACUGCAUGAUAUUUGGUAAUGUGGUUAUGUGGGAGUUCCUAUCCACCUUUUUCUGGAUGAAUGGACUUGCUCUGCAUACUUUCAAAACAUUUGGGCCCAAUGCACCUACGAGUAAGGCUACCAAAAGACAGGAAUGCAGACGUCUGGGAUUUAUCUUCGCUUACGCCACACUGUCACCAACAGUAAUAAUGUCCCUGGUCAUUCUGAUGGAAAACUUAGAUAUUGAUGAAAAAUUCAAACCUGGAUUUCACAAUACAAACUGUUGGUUUCCCCAACCUUUAAACUUUGUUAUUUACACCAUGACACCAGGAGGGAUUCUCAUUUUAAUUAAUCUUUUCCUUUUCCUCAUUACAACCAAACGCAUCAGCAAAACAAUGAAGUUAUCCAACUACAUAAAAACAUCAAAGGAGAAAAGUGAACGUGCAAUUUUUAUGAAACUUUUCAUCAUGAUUGGACUUAACUGGAUAUUGUGGUUCAUUCAUGGACUGGUUAGUUUUCUUACUGGGAUAGAGGUUCUUUUCUAUAUAUUCAUUAUCAUGGCUGGUUUAGAUGGAAUAUGGGUGUUCAUAGUUACAGUCUGUACAAAAAGAGUGUGGAAUGAAUUGCGACAUUCUAUAACAACGAGAAAAACUGGUGAGCAAAAUCGUGCAACAAACACCCCAAAGGCACCAACUGGGCAUAACAAUUCCAACAGUAGUGAUAAGAUUGACAAAACUACUUUAACAGACACAAACAUUAGCUGUACUCAUCUUUAACUUUUUCCGAUUUACUUCAAUGAUGGAAACCAUCACCUAAUUAAGCUCAAUUGUU